ACACACACACACAAUAUACACACACACACACACAUACAAUAUACACACACACACACAAUAUACACACAUACAAUACACACACAUACGAUACACACACAUACAAUCUCAUCAUGUGCUGUUACAGUUCCUCGCUUCAGGUGGCGCUAUCCUUCUGAACCCCUCAGGUGAUCGUGUGCAGGUAAUAAUGACCCUUCUCAGCUUUCAGGCUGUGAAGGAGGCUAUAGAAAAGUAGAGGACCAUCGCUGUGGGCAGAGGAGCAGUAGUUAAGAGCGAGCAGCCCGCGGUCAGGCCUGAGUGGACACUGCGUGGGCCGUUAUUCUGCUUUGGUGAGGAGCCGCCACACACAUGUGAUGCAGUCGCUCGCACAGGAAAUCAAAUCAUUCUCCAAAAACAACUUGAGAAAACAAUGCACCAGGGUGACGACUCUGAGCGGGAGACGGAUUAUCGAGACGUGGAAAGGAUCGACCGUGCAUGUGGUGGAGGACACAGGACAGUCCGAAACACCCUGUGGGUACGUGCAGGACAACACCUGGGACCUCCAAGUGGGAUACAUCAGACCUUAUCUACUGGUCGGCUCACAAGAUGCUGCCCAUGAUUUUGGCACUUUGAUGAAGUACAAGGUCACACACAUACUGAAUGUGGCGUACGGUGUGGAGAACGCUUUUCAGGAGCUGUUCGUCUAUAAAACACUCAGCAUACUGGACCAGCCAGACACUGACAUCAUCUCAUAUCUCCAGGAGUGCUCACAGUUCAUAGACAAAGCCAAGGCUGAGAAAGGUGUGGUGUUGGUUCACUGCAACGCUGGAGUUUCUCGUUCUGUCUCCAUCAUUACCGGAUACCUGAUGUCCAGGGAAGGCCAGUCAUUUGAUGAUGCGUUUUCUCUGGUGAAGUCAGCGAGGCCGGCGUCGUGCCCGAACCCGGGCUUCCUGGAACAGUUAAAGAACUUCAAACCACAAAGCAGCACACAAGCGAACGGUUUGGGUCACGCCUGAACAGGGAUGGCUAUUCCGCUUCCUUGAUUGGUGCCGGUAAUAAAAGCCUGCAGUGCUUCCCCAGAGUUUUUUAGAUGGCUUUGAUUUGACCAUCUGUACUUUAUAUAGAAAUCUACUGUUAAACGUUUACUUGCUUUGUGCAAGUAUGCAGAGUCCUUUCGUAGAGCAUGAGUAUGUGGGGAUGGGAGUCAGAGUCUUUACCACGGUGCUUUAUCCAGUCAGUCAACACAAUUAACUCGGUAUUGUUCUGUACAUUAGCUGUUUCCUGACCUCAGACCCGGCGUGGAGAUUACAGAUCCAAAAGAGGCCUGAUCCCCUGGCUGUUAAGGAAUCACACCCAGUAUCUUCUGUUCUUAUUCUUUGCUCUGUGUCUGGAGAUCUUAAUCAUUUUAAAAAGAAAGAGGAGUGAAUAUUCAUUUCCUUAAACUUUCAAAUCUGUUAGUUUUCCCUGCAAGGCGUCCAAUCAGAGUGAAGGGAUUUAAUCAGGCAGCAACAUGUUUUUUUGCUGUUUUAUGCCAAUUUCCACUGUAGCAUCACAUGGAUUUUCAUUUACUGCCCUCAGUCUCAACUGCAAUAUCAUUUCUUUUGUUUUUUUUUUGUGUGUCCUUUUCCUGCUAGUGACACCUUGUGGCCAUUCGCUUGCUGUUAAAUGGGAAUUUCUCAUCCGAUUUCUCAAAUUUUCUCCAGCAAUUCAUCUGUUUAAAGACAUCCAGCUCAUUCCGAGUGGUUUGGUGUGAAAUGCUCCAUGCGACACUCUUAAAAGAUGGUUCUUCAUUAAAGAAAAUGGUUCUAUGUAGAACUAUGAAUACCCAAAAAGCCAUAUGCAUUCUAUAUAGCACCCAAAAGGGUUCUGCUAUUGUUACAAUGUCAAGCUGGUCAUGGUAGAAGAACCUUUUCAGGCGCUAUAUAAAACCCUUCUCAGAAAGAGUUCUUUGAU
Molecule: messenger RNA, 1929 nt
Organism: Pygocentrus nattereri (red-bellied piranha)
Lineage: Eukaryota; Metazoa; Chordata; Actinopteri; Characiformes; Serrasalmidae
Gene: dusp19a
Product: dual specificity phosphatase 19a
Exons: 4
Coding region: 351-992 (213 amino acids)
Biological process (GO): regulation of MAP kinase activity; protein dephosphorylation
Cellular component (GO): cytoplasm
Molecular function (GO): JUN kinase phosphatase activity
Source: RefSeq, a predicted model, not a curated record